AUGGGCCUGUUCGAGUCCGUUGCGGCAACUGAGUGGGUGUUCCAUUUUUUCAGCGACGAACCUCCGGGGUGCUCUGUGAACGAUGCUUGGAUUGCUUCGCUUGUCAAAUCGGGUGACUUCUUGGCACAGCAAAGCACAGGACGGCUGGUCAUGGUGGUGGCCGCUGCUCGUUUUGCCUGCCUCGUUUGGGAAGUCACUGUGCAGCACGAUCAGAACGGCGAGUCGUGUUUCCUGUGCAAGCCAGAUGGGAACGCUGUUCAUUGGCAGUUUCUUGUUGACGUGCAGGAUUGGCUGUUGGUACCUGCCACGCCGAUUCUGCUGAGCGACAAGGGGCCAAUCGCAUGGAAACGAUCGGCCGAUGCCAUGUCUUUGCCUCAAGCUCUAUGUUUGCAAGGCUGUGCCAUCAACAAGGAGCAGUUGCUGCAGCUGAUCAAGCAACUGAAUGGGACUCCCCCCAAAGGGGCCAGUAAGCGAAGACUGCAGGAGUUUCUCAUCGAGCACGUCCUUUCGCCGGCCGAGCAAGCGGUGGCUUUGCAGCAAUUUCAGACUGCAACUUCGGCAGAGUGGGAGGAUGAGGUCGACAGCCAAUUUUCCGAGAUCAUCAGCGAGCUCGAUAAAGAUGAAGCCAACUCCGGAGACAUCAAGGAGUAUGUCAACAUCAAGAAGAAGGGCCAGCUGCAGCUGAAAAGGAAAUUCAAAGCUGCAGACCAGGAGCUAAAGGCUGCUGGUGCUGGAGCAGCUCCGGCAGAGAAUGCAGGGCCGGCAGAGAUCCAUGCUGAGCCUUCUCGAGAGGAGGUUGUUGGGCCUCCAUUGUUGGAUCAGGCCAAGCCCUCGUCGAGCUCCCGUCCUGAAGGGACUGGCGAGCCCGCCGCAUCGUCGAGCUCUCGUGCUGCUGGGCCUGGCGAACUCGAGCCACCCGCACAGGUUCUUCCUGGCCUUGCACAGCCGGCGGAAAGAGCUAGCUUUAUCAAAGUCAACAAAAGCCCCGACGAGCUCUUGGGCAGGUUGGCGCCACCACGGUGCACAUUCGGACUGAAUCAUCAGGAUCGACGUUGGACAUCGCAGUUCAAGUUCGACACCUCCCACGCCCCUUAUCCUUACAGCCAGAGGACCAAGAGUCGUUCCUUUGCAAAGGAGUGCAGUUGGCAGGAGGCUUUGAGGGAGGUGCACGCAUGGAAUUGGAGGAAGUGGUCUCACUUGAAAAAUGAGGCACCGUUGGAAGCAGGUGAUUCCGAACAGAUUCCCGGCCAAAUGCCUGCCGAUGUCAUGCAAGACUUGCAGGUGGUGGUGGACAAAUUGCCAGAGAUGAAGAAGUACGGCAGAAAGUAG
Molecule: messenger RNA, 1329 nt
Organism: Symbiodinium sp. CCMP2592
Lineage: Eukaryota; Dinophyceae; Suessiales; Symbiodiniaceae
Source: the annotation of a GenBank genome assembly